AUUUGGCUGGAGGAGCUGGAAGACUUGGCUUAUGAUGCGGAUGAUAUCUUGGAUGAGUUUGCUACUGAAGUUUGGCGACGUGAGUUGAACCCAGAACCCCACAAAAGUAAGGUACGGAAGAUCUUCGAUGAUUGGGUUGGUUCGAAUCAAAGUUUUGCUAGGUUGAUGCAGUCCAAGAUUGCAGAGAUUGACUCAAGACUACAAAGAAUUGUGACAGAAAAGAAUGAUUUGAAUUUGAGAGGAAGCACUGGGGAAAGGAUUGGAACAGAAAGAUCAAGGGUGCCCACUACUUCUCUGGUGAACGAAGACCAUACUUAUGGCAGGGAUGAGGACAAAAAGACUAUCAUCAAGUUAUUGAUGAGUAGUGAAUUUAGUGAUGCUAAACUCACUGUGAUUCCCAUAGUUGGUAUGGGAGGUCUGGGUAAGACAACUCUUGCCCAACUAGCGUACAACGACGAUGAUGUCAACAGUUAUUUUGAUUUGAAAGCAUGGGUUUGUGUUUCUGAAGAUUUUGACAUCGUAAGGUUGACAAAAGUAAUUCUACAGUCUUUCACUUCUGAGCACUGCGAUGUUAAUGAUUUAAACUUAAUACAAGUCGAAUUGAAGGAGAAAUUAUAUGGCAAGAAGUUUCUGCUCAUUCUAGAUGAUGUUUGGAACAAAGACUACGAUGAUUGGACUAAACUACGUUGUCCUUUUGAAUUUGGGGCUCUAGGAAGCAAAAUUAUUGUCACCACUCGGGAUCAUGGUGUGUCAACAAUAACGGGAACUACUCAACCUUACGACUUGAAAGUGCUAUCAAAUGAUGCCUGUUGGAGUCUAUUUAUCCGACAUGCACGAGGGUCAACUGAUUCUGUUGUGCAUCCAGAACUUGAAGAAAUUCGUAGUGAAAUUUUAGACAAGUGCAAGGGGUCACCUUUGGCAGCAAAAGUACUUGGAGGCGCUUUACUUAGUAAACGCAAUCCUAAAGAAUUGAAAAAUGUGUUAAAUAGUAAGAUUUGGGAAAAAAAUGGUAUUAUUCCAGUUCUUGAAUUGAGCUACCAAUACCUCCCUUCACAUUUAAAGAGGUGUUUUGCGUAUUGUUCACUAUUCCCAAAAGAUUAUGAAUUUGAGGUGAAUGAGCUUGUCUUGUUAUGGAUGGCAGAAGGUUUGGUUCAAGAAACAGAAAGAAACAAGUGGAUGGAAGAUCUUGGUGUUGAAUAUUUUCAUGAUCUACUCAUGAGAUCAUUCUUUCAACAGUCAAGCAAUAAUGAAUCACUCUUUGUCAUGCAUGAUCUCAUCCAUGAUCUGGCUGAAUGGGCAGCAAGAGGCUUGUGCUACAGAAUGGAAGAUAAAUUGGGUAGUAAUAAGCAAUCUGAGAUUUCUACAAAGGUACGACAUUUCUCGUACACUCAAUAUUAUUCUAAUGGCAUCAAAAAGUUUGAAAACCUCCGCAAAGAUAUGCAUGUACGAACAUUCCUACCCCUACCAAUAAAGUCCCAAAGCUACUUAGCAUUCUAUGGAGAGGCCCAAAGCUACUUCACAAACUAUGUUCCUAAUUGUUUGUUGCCACAACUAAGAUGCUUAAGAGUAUUAUCUUUAUGCGGAUAUGUAAUCUUUGAGCUACCAAGCUCAAUCGGUAAUUUGAUACAUCUAAGAUAUCUCAGCCUUUCUAAUACUCCAAUUAGAAGUUUACCAGAAUCAACAGGUUCUCUAUACAAUUUGCAGACAUUGAUUUUGAAAGGUUGUUACAAACUCACAAAGUUACCAACCAAAAUUGGUGAUCUUGUUAAUCUUCGGUAUCUCGACAUUACAUAUGUGGAUUCAAUUAGAGAGAUGCCAGUGGGAAUUGAAAAAUUAAAGAACUUACAUACACUAUCUAAUUUUGUUGUGGGUAAAGGUAGUGGAUCCAAUAUAGGAGACUUGAUGAACUUGGAGUUUCUUCGGGGAAGAUUAUGCAUUUCAAGUUUGGAGAAUGUGCUUGAUGUUGAGGAUGCAAGAAGGGCCAAUUUAAACGGUAAGAAGAAUUUAGAUGCACUAGAGAUCAAAUGGGGGUUUGCACUUAAUGAUUUACAAGAUGCAAGCAUUGCAAAAGAUGUUCUUGACAUGCUACGACCUUGGACAACGGUGAAAGAACUUUCAAUUGAUGGCUAUAUCGGUGUGCAAUUCCCAACAUGGUUAGGAGACCAUUCAUUUUCUGAUAUUGAGGUCCUAAAGAUUGUCGAAUGUAAACAAUGCAUAUCCUUACCUGCUAUUGGACAUCUAUCCUCCCUCAAAUUCCUUGUCAUUAAGAGUAUGCCUAUGGUGCAGACCAUUGGUCCUGAGUUUUAUGGGGAAGGUCGGUUGAAAUCUUUUCAAAACUUAGAAACGCUUCGCUUGGAAGAUAUGCAAGAAUGGCAAGAUUGGAUUCCUUGUGGAGUUGAGCAUGGAGGAUUCCCUCGCUUGCGUAAGCUUUUUAUCUCUCAAUGCCCCAAAUUGCAAGGGGAAUUGCCACGCCAUCUCCCAUCAUUGGAAAAAUUUUCUAUUAGUAAUUGUGAGCAGUUGGUUGUUUCAAUUCCAAGCCUUCCAACGCUCCAUAAAUUAAAGAUUGUGGGGUGUAAGGAGGUGGUGAGCAAAAAUAUAGAAGAGUUAUGCUUGCUGGAGUCGAUUACUUUUUCUAUUCCAGGUCUUAAAAGCUUAUCAAAGGAGUUCAUGGAAGGGUUAGUAAAGGUAAAAGAUCUAAAGAUAUAUAAUUGUAAUGAGCUAACAUCUUUGUGGCAAGAUAGUCUCAUUUCCCUUGUUAGGCUGGAAAUCAAGUCGUGUCCAAGUCUCAUCAACAUCAGCUUGACGUCAACAUUAAAGACAUUGAAUAUUAAUGGUUGUGGUGCUUUAAAAUCCCUACCAAUUUCCGAUUGUACAUGCCUAGAAUAUGCAACUAUUGAGGAAUGUAGUUCUUUGAUGUUCAUUUCAAAACGCCAGCUACCUCCAACUUUGAAAAGUCUAAAGAUAAAUGAUUGCGAGAAUUUGCAAUUUUUGAUAGACGAGGGAGAGGCUUCUUCUUUAUUAUUGAAAGAGGAGAGUAUUAACAGUAAUGCAUCUCUUCUUGAGCACUUGGUUAUUAGACGUCGUCCAUCUCUAAAAUGUGUACUAUUAAGAGGUGACCUAUUUGUGAAGCUUAAAGUCCUUGAGAUUCGGAAUUGCUCAGAGCUGACAUCAUUAUCAUCAAGUAACCAGUUACCUAUUGCCCUUAAAAAACUUGAAGUACAGGAUUGCCCAAAGUUAGAGUCACUGGCGGACAACUUACACGAUAACGCGUCUCUUGAACGUCUUGGAAUCAGUAAUUGUAAAGAGAUUAAAUUCUUACCGGAGGGCCUACACAAACUCUGCCACUUGAAUGACAUAAGCAUAUACAACUGUUGUAGUCUUGUUUCAUUUCCGGAUGGAGGGUUUCUCCCCACUCACCUUACAAAUCUUUCGAUCCAGUUCUGUGAGAAACUAGAGGCCUUGCCCCGCAUGCAUAUGGUCACUACUCUUGAUAUAUAUAAAUGUCCAAGCAUGGUAUCCUUACCAGAAGAGGGCUUGCCAACAAACCUAAAGGAACUUUCGUUGGGAGGGAUGACUAACUGUAAGCAAGUAUUUGAAUGGGGAUUACACAGACUCUCGUCUCUUACACAUCUCACCAUUUAUGGUGAUGAAUUUGAGGAUUGGCAGUCGUUUCCUAAGGAGGAAGAUGGGAAGAUGAUGCUACUGCUACCUACCUCUCUAACCUUCCUGUCGAUUCAAGGUUUUCCAGAUAUAGUGUUCCUAUCCUCCAAGGUAUUUCAAAACCUCUCUUCACUUGAAGAACUGUGGAUCUGGGAUUGCCCUAAACUCGCAUCCCUUCCAGAGAACAGCCUGCCUCCCUCACUUCUGCAACUACGAAUUAUUGAAUGUCCAGUGCUGAAACAAAACUGCAAGAAAGGAAAAGGGCAAGAGUGGUUGAAGAAUAUCAUCAACAUCCCUUGCGUUCAGAUUGAUUUCUGGCCCAUCUACGAGCUGCAGGAGGAGGAGCAGCAAUAAUUGUGUAAAACAGAGAGAGCAAAACGUACAGAAAUAUACAUAUUUACUCCCUCAAGUGUUGCAGCGGAGGCUAUCUUCUCAACUCCAAAAAAUUCUUCUCAAAUUCCAAAAAUUUGGAGGUUAUAUAUCGUGCUGUGGAACAUGUUUAUCUGUGGGUAUGUAUGGAAUGGAGGGAUGGCUUUUUAAUACUAUGCUUGAGUGGCUGAGUCAAAUGUUAUUUUAACUGGAGAUCAUGCGUUGGCCUUCAAUAGAUGAUAGAAGCAUUGUCACCCAUGCGCUACAGAUGGGCAGGAGUGAGGGCAUGCUUGAAUGGAAGGCUGUCAAUGCUUCUCAAGCUCUUUACUAUUGCAAGCACAUGGUCAUGAUCUAUCAAGAAGAAGCAGUGCCUGUGAAUCAUUUUGUAAGAAGUUUUAUACCUCCUGUUUGCAAUUGGACACAAUUUGUUGAUUGUUGAGAACGGCAAGGGCUGAUUUCAGUGGAAGUUUUCUGGUGAGGUGCAAGCUUUCUGUGCAAAGAUUGAAUGGGGAACCAAAUUGCAAGAGGCUGUUUUUGUUGGAUGACUAGUCCUUAGACAAUUUGUGAGGCCUUAUCCUUUGUACUUAUGAAAGGUGUGGUGGCUGCACUUUUACUUACUAGAAGGUCUGAGGUUUGUAGCCUUUGUUGUGGAAAGCUGGGAGAUGCAAGCUAUUAAGAAAGACAUUGCUUGAUCUGCUGCGUUCGCGAUUUUGUAAGCUCCCGAUUUGCCAUCAAUUAAUCCUGGCUUAAAGAAUAUUCUGGACAGCAUUGCACAUUGUACUUGAAAACAUAGCUUUAAGAUAUACCACUAUGGCGAAUGCUAAAUUUUAUUAGCUGUGGCUUUAUUAUUGAUGGUUGGAUGCAAAGUGGGCCAGUCAUCCAGCAUUAGAUUGUCUUAUUGGAUUCUUGCAAAGAUGGUCACAUUAGCUAAAUUCUGGCAUCAGCUAUUGAAUGAAAUGAAGCAGCCUAUAUGUAAGGAUACAUCCCCCAACACAAGGUUCUAUAUUGUGCUGUGGAACAUGUUUAUCGGUGGAGUGAGAGCAUGCUUGAAGGGAAGGCUGUUAAUGCUUCUCAAGCUUUUAACUACUGCAAGCACAUGGUCAGGAUCUGUAAAGAAGCAAUGGCUAGAAAUCAUUCUUUAAGAAGUUGUAAACCUCCUGUUUGCAAUUGGAAACGGUCUGUUGAUUGUUGAGAAUGACAAGUGCUGAUUUCAGUGGAUGUAAAUACCAAAAGAGAAUGUUGUUGUUAUGGUUCAAGCUUUCUAUGCAAUGAUUGAAUGGGGAACCAAAUUUAAUAGGCUGUUAUGGUUGGAUGGCUUAGUUGAAGUCCAUAACCCUUUAUCAGACAAUUUGUGAAGCCUUGUCCUUUGUAUUUUGAAAGGCGAGGUGACUGCACAUGUACUUAACGGUGGCUUUUUGGUUUGCAGCCCUUGUUAUGUAAAGCAAAUUCCAAGCUGGGAGAUACAAGGUGUUGAGAAAGACAUUGCUUAAUGUACUGCGUUCACGAUUUUCUAAGCUCUCAGUUUGCUAAUUGUUCAGUUUUCAGUUUGGUGCACAUAGCCUGGUCCUCUUCUUAUGCAACUUUUAUGUUAAACAUCCUGCUUUAUGAUUGAUGGUAGGAUGCAAAGUGGGCCAGUAAUCCCGCAUUGGAUUGAUUUAUUGAAUUCUUGCAAAGAUUGUCACAUUAGCUAGAUUCUGGUAUCAGAUAUUGAAUGAAACGAAGCAGCCUUUUUGUAAGAAUACAUCUUCCAACAAAAGGGAAGUUUUACAUUGGUUAUGUGAUCUGAGGAGGCUAACCAGCUAUUGUAGAUAUUCUAAACCAUUGAAAACAUGGAAAUGGCGUAGCACUUCCACUCGUUUUGCAAGUCUGGCAUCUGCAAUUCCUAUAAAAAGCUCUCGGUAGCAAACACGAUGAAGCCAAAAUUCUUUCUGUCUUCUACGAAUUUUCUGUGCUUCAGUUCUGAGGAUCAUAAACUACCUAUCCAGCUUGACCUGCUUGUAAAUUGUAAUAUCUAUCCCUUUAAGCAUGUAUAUUAAUGAUAAGGCAUAUUAGGUUUACUAGACAGCUUCAGACUCUGGUAAUGAUGGAACUUAUAGUCUUUGAAAUCCUGACUCAAACUAUUCAGUGGUGAAAGCUCUUACUAGAGAGAUGUAUUAUUUUCAAUACAAAUGACCUUGGUCUGUUAAAGGUCAUUUGUUGAUCAUCAAAGAAUGCAACCAUUACUAAUCGUGCAAUAAAUUAAUUUCGACCCUACUGAGGUCUGGAUCCAAGUCCAU
Quercus lobata is the source of this 6305-nucleotide messenger RNA. RefSeq names its product putative disease resistance protein At3g14460. The transcript has 13 exons. Bases 166 to 4014 code for a protein of 1282 amino acids. Lineage: Eukaryota; Viridiplantae; Streptophyta; Magnoliopsida; Fagales; Fagaceae. Gene Ontology annotation, molecular function: ADP binding. The record is from RefSeq and is a predicted model, not a curated record.